CCAUGAACUCCCAGGGAGGGGCUGUCCCCACGGAGGACACAGAUAUUUUCAACAAUCUCUCUACAUCUUACUGGCCGACUACAAUGGAAAACACCUCAUGGCUGAACACAACAAGCGUUGAUACGCAAAGUCCAAAUAAUACGAUGGAUGCUAGAAGCCAGUACCAAACAAUGGAGAUAAUUUUCAUUGCCACAGUGACGGGCUCGCUUAGCUUAGUCACCGUGGUGGGAAACAUUUUGGUCAUGCUUUCCAUCAAGGUCAAUCGACAGUUGCAGACAGUGAACAAUUAUUUUCUCUUCAGCUUGGCCUGUGCUGACCUCAUUAUUGGUGUUUUCUCCAUGAACCUCUACUCUGUGUACAUUAUUAAGGGCUACUGGCCUCUUGGUCCCAUUGUGUGCGAUUUGUGGCUGGCUCUAGACUAUGUGGUCAGCAAUGCUUCUGUAAUGAACCUCCUGAUCAUCAGCUUUGAUCGGUAUUUCUGCGUUACCAAACCACUGACUUAUCCCGCUCGAAGAACCACCAAGAUGGCAGGUCUGAUGAUUGCAGCUGCCUGGCUCCUUUCCUUUGCCCUCUGGGCACCUGCCAUACUAUUCUGGCAAUUCAUUGUGGGUGAGAGGACGGUGAAGGAUGAUGAAUGCUACAUCCAGUUUCUUUCCAACCCUGCAGUCACUUUUGGAACCGCCAUCGCAGCCUUCUACCUUCCUGUGGUCAUCAUGACCAUAUUGUAUAUUCAUAUUUCAUUAGCUAGCAGGAGCAGGGUCCGCAGGCACUGUCCAGAUGUUAAAAAAGAGAAGAAGAAACCCAUUAGCUCUAUGAAAAGUCCUCUUAUAAAACAGACCAAGAGUCCUCCCAAACCAGAGCCUUUGGAAGCAAAACCAGAAGAGGAGAAUGGAGUGAGAAAUGGGAAAAUAGAGAAGUCACUGACCAACCUUCAGUCAGUGGAAGAGAAAGAGACCUCGAAUGAAUCAAGCACAGCCAGCAUGACCAAUAAUCCUCAGGAGAAGCAGUUGAGUAAUGCAUCUUCAGGUGUUGUCUUGGCGCCCACUCAGAGCAUGCAGUCUUUGCACCCAAGAGUGAAUGCUGCUUCAAAGUGGUCAAAAAUCAAGAUUGUCACCAAGCAGACAGGCAACGAGUGCAUAACAGCCAUAGAGAUUGUGCCUGAAUGCUCAAUUCCUCUGCACAAAGAUUCUGGCUUGCCAAAUACUGGUCCCGGCAAUGUGGCACGGAAGUUUGCAAGCAUUGCCCGCAAUCAGGUGAGGAAGAAACGGCAGAUGGCAGCUAGGGAGAAGAAAGUUACCAGGACCAUCUUUGCCAUUCUACUAGCCUUCAUCAUCACAUGGACACCUUACAAUGUCAUGGUCCUCAUAAACACAUUUUGUGAGACUUGCAUUCCCGAAACAAUGUGGUACAUAGGAUAUUGGCUCUGCUACGUGAACAGCACAAUAAACCCAGCAUGCUACGCUCUGUGCAAUGCCACUUUCAAAAAGACAUUUAAACAUCUCCUCAUGUGUCAAUACAAGAACAUUGGUGUAGCCAGAUAGGCUUAAGGAACUUACUUUGGGAGCACUGGCUUCCAUUUUUAUGAUGAAAAACAAAAUUUAAAUGGAAUUUAGAGUCUUUCCUGAGCAAAAGUUUAGAGUGACUCAUGGAAAACUGUACAAAGGAAAUUUUCUGGUUCAGCAGGAGCAUUGCAGAUAUAUAUCAAUCUAAUGCAAUCAGCACUCUGUUUAAAAGAAAGUUCUGUUUUGGAGGACACCAUUUAAGUUAACCUAAAGACUAAAACAGUUUUGACUUGAAAUGGGAUGUACCUUGUCUUAAACAAAGAACUAUACACAUGUUGUAGUACUAACUGGAAGAUUAGCAGGCAAACAAAAUAUCAUGAACAGUCACCAGUUGGGUGGCCUUGUUGUGGACCUUCUUUAGAUCAUCUUGCAAAGCAUGUUAUAUCAAUGCUGUUACAGUUGUGCAGAGCAUUAGUAAACCAAACAGUGCUCUGCUGUACAGACUUUCUUCCUGCACUUAGAACAUUUCUGUAGUAAUGGUUUUAAACAACCUGUUACACCCCCUACCAAGUAUCUUCUGUAUACCAAUGUUAUCUACUGUCUUUACCUAUUCUGCAGGUCACCACUGGUCCAGUCCUUGGUGUGACAUCAAAAUCAGCCUACAGCAAUUUCUGUCUUUCACAACUACCCACAAUUCAUUUUCCAUUUGGAUUGACCUUUGAGAAGGUCUAAUAUUUUGGUGCAAGCAGUUCCAAAACCAGCUGCUGGGCAUUAUAU
Nanorana parkeri is the source of this 2279-nucleotide messenger RNA. It is a transcript of the gene CHRM4, whose product is annotated as cholinergic receptor muscarinic 4. The record is from RefSeq and is a predicted model, not a curated record. Gene Ontology annotation, molecular function: G protein-coupled acetylcholine receptor activity; G protein-coupled serotonin receptor activity. Gene Ontology annotation, biological process: G protein-coupled receptor signaling pathway, coupled to cyclic nucleotide second messenger; regulation of locomotion; adenylate cyclase-inhibiting G protein-coupled acetylcholine receptor signaling pathway. Gene Ontology annotation, cellular component: plasma membrane; synapse; dendrite. The transcript is spliced from 2 exons. Lineage: Eukaryota; Metazoa; Chordata; Amphibia; Anura; Dicroglossidae. The coding region runs from base 3 to 1541 and encodes 512 amino acids.